AUGUCUUUCAGAUAUGUUACGGGCAUGUUUGGCGCACCACAUGGAUUCACACGAGAUACAUCGCAAUCGACUGAAAGGCGAGAAUAUCGUAAUGCGGUUAUGGUAUAUGAAAGAAUUUUGGUCAUGUUACUUCCACAGCUCUUUAGCACUGUGGUCAAGACGCUCAUCACGUUUUUCAAUGAGACUGGCAUGUGGGAGAUGGAGACCUAUGUCACAAGUUGUAUCAAAAAGAUAUUACUAAUCUGUAAGGAUAGCCACGGCGUAAUCAACUACUUGCUGGAUAUUGUAGAGAUUAGUGAAAAUUGCCCGACCGCCAGUGACAUACUAAAAAUUAUACAGAAUUUAUUCACUUAUGGGGACUGGGCACACAUGGACCACUAUUUACUGUAUAGAUUUUUAGAGUUGUACAGACGCAGUACCAUGAACGAAGAGUUUGAAAGUUUGCGAUGGUGUUUAGAAUCUUGUAUCCGGCAAGGAUUCACUUGCAUGAAGAGGAAUGAACUUGUUACAGUCAUUUCCGUGAUGAUGAAUUGGGUAGUUGCCGUCAACCCGGCCAUGACAUUGAAGUUUGCAAAGGUGAUGGAAUAUGCAGCGGGGACACAAAACAGCGAACCGUAUUCGUUGAGUCUAGAGAUGUCCUUCAUGUAUUCUUUGCUGGAACUGAUUUCUUCGCCAAACAGAUAUUUGAGUUUACUAGGUUGUCGAUUGGUGUUUUUAACACUGGACCGUUUAAAAAACGGCUCGGAUUUAUUACGAGCCAAGAUUUUCUUCCCCACCGGCGAAUUUCCCGUCAAAAUUGGUCAAUAUGAUGAACGGGACAAUCGUUUCAUACAAGAAAUAAACGACGUGUUGCAGACCAGUCUUCUGACAGCAUUGCUGAACCAUGGUUUUCAUCUGAAAAGUGUUGAGAUGAUAUUUGGUGUCAUCGCAGCAAUUAUUGUGGAGGUACCGAGUUCGUUCAGUGCUGCAGUUGGCGUGUCGUUCGCAAUGGCGGCGCAGGAAUUAGUUUUAACUGCUCCGGACGAUCUCGAAGAAGCGGGUUAUCGAAUACACGCCUGUGUGGUUUUUCUAGUAUCUCUCGUUUGUUAUGUGCAUAGAGCUGAGGCAUUCUAUCUCUACUUGUCGAAAGUGAUCGAAUUCCGUGCGAAAAAUGCACCGCAACUUAAUCCGCCAGUCACGACCUGUUACGACGAACAUCCGGUGGUCCUGGCCCGGCGGGAGCUGUACCUGGAGGACUACGAGGCUCGCUACGGCCUGCUGCGCUGUUUCGCCUGCAGCGAAUCCUGUCGCAGCGAGCAUGAAGUCCAGCAAAAAAUCAGCGCGAUCAACAAGCAGAUGAAGCUGCAGUUCCGGACGAUAUUUACGCGCAGGUCACGAAAGAGCAGCGAUUUGGUGCAAAGCUGA
Molecule: messenger RNA, 1404 nt
Organism: Dalotia coriaria
Lineage: Eukaryota; Metazoa; Arthropoda; Insecta; Coleoptera; Staphylinidae
Exons: 4
Coding region: 1-1404 (467 amino acids)
Biological process (GO): protein localization to plasma membrane
Cellular component (GO): plasma membrane
Source: RefSeq, a predicted model, not a curated record